Molecule: messenger RNA, 1386 nt
Organism: Eruca vesicaria subsp. sativa (arugula)
Lineage: Eukaryota; Viridiplantae; Streptophyta; Magnoliopsida; Brassicales; Brassicaceae
Source: the annotation of a GenBank genome assembly
AUGUCAAAACGCUUUGGUUCCUCGGUUCCUGUGACGGCUGAAAAGUCCAGCUCGAAGAGGAGAAUGGACUCUAUGAUAUCUGGAUCGGAUAGUUUUUCAGAUCCUUACGAUGUAUCUGAGCUCGGAGUCCUGGCUCCAGCUCCUUUAACCUACGUCUCGCCGUCUUCCUUGGAAGUGGGUCCAUUGUUGUCUAUGAAGGAGGAUGAUUUAAUCCAGUGGCGAAAGGAUUAUCUGCUUCCUUCCUCCGUCUUCCUUCGUGUCCCUGGUUCAUCCGAGCGUCUUUCUAUUUGCAGACCAGGGGAGGUUGCGGUUUAUGAAGCUUUCUUUGAAUCUGGUUUCCGAGGGACUAUUCCGUCGUUGAUUGUGGAUCUCUGCGACUUCUUUCGGAUCUCUCUUUCCCAGCUGAAUCCUGCGGCUUGGCGCAUCCUUACUGCCAUUCAAAAUUUGAGCGACGUGAAAUGUCUUCCUUUGGAUGUCGAUGAGGUGCUAUUUGCUUCUCAUUUUGCUCUGCUCAAUGGAGGGGAGGGUCGCUUUCACCUUCGGCCUCGAAGUGGCCUUCCCAUUGUUGAAGAACUUCCAAAAAGUGAUCGUAAUGGUUUGUCUUUCGCGAAGAGAUGGCCAAAAAGAUACGUGUUCAUGACCCUUCCCGGUUCCACUACUGUGGAACCUCGUUGGCUUCGGGGUGAGUUCCUUUCUUUGAUGUUGACCAUAUCUCUUCACUUUCUCGAUUUAACCGGUGAUUUUUUACGCAGAUGGCAUUGUAGAAGAGGACCCAUGGAGGCCUUCAAUAGGGAAAAUGAGGCUAUUUCAGCAAGGAAGGGUGUCGCUACCUCAGUUGCCUCGGGGAACGAUGUUAUGAUAACGGGGAGUAGCCGCAAGAUGGUGAUUAAGAGUGAGGCUGUUUCUUCUUCUCAGGUGAGAAGGCCGAGGGGUAGGAUGGGCACUCGGUUGUAUCCACGAUCUUUUGAUACCGAACAUGUGGUUGGAGGUUCGUAUGAAGUUCUCAAGGACUUAAAAGCUAGGUUGUUCCCGCAGGAGAGUGCCCUUCUCCUGGAUGGGGAUCCUGCGGAGGUGAUCUUAAUGCUUCAGGAGAAACUUCUGCAGGUUGCUUCUUUAUUGCAUCAUUUGGAGGCUCGGUCGCAGGAGGGGGAUGUGUCCUCACUCAAGGAGGAAGCGAAGGAGUUAGCCCGACAAUUGUCUGAGGAGAAGAGCAGGAGAAUCGCUCAGGGGAUGGAGUUAUGUGAUCUUCAGGCCAGAAUUAAGGCGAUGGAAGGAACGGUGGAAAGUUCUUCGUCGGAGGCCCUGGAGCUAAGCUGUAGGAAUCAAGAACUAGAAGAGGUUAUUGAGAAGCAGGAAACCGAGACGAAGGCUUCGCAGGACAUGAGG